AUGGCCGCCGCCGCGCUCCUCCUCUCGCCGCGGCUUGUGUCGCUCCCACCUCACCCGAGCCUCGCCCCCGGCUGCACCAAGAGACCAACGUCUUACCCCCUCGGCCGCCGCGGCGCGAGGCUCUGGGUCGUCGGGGAUGGGUCCGGCGCGGGGCUGACCCCCGACCGGACCACGGUCUACAACGGCGCCUACGGGCCCUGGACCGUGGAGGACUCCGACGUCCGCGAGGUGCUGCUUUACCGGUCGGGGCUGGUGACGGCGGCGGCGUCCUUCGUGGCCGCGGCCUCCGCGGCGUUCCUGCCGGAGGGCAACCCCGCCGCCGGCGCCGGCGCGGACGACCUCCUGUACGCCGCCGGCGCCUCGGGGCUGGGCCUGUCGCUGCUCCUCAUCCACAUCUACGUUACCCCGAUCAAGCGCUUCCUCCAGGCGCUGUGGGCCGUCGGGGUGCUCGGCUCCGUCGGGACCUACCUCGUCGCCGCCCGCCCGCUGGACGAGGGCCUCGUGCAGUACGUGCUGGACCACCCCGCUGCGCUGUGGUUCGUCGGCCCCACGUUUGCCGCGCUCACUGGCCUCGUCUUCAAGGAAGGUCUCUGCUAUGGAAAAUUGGAAGCUGGCAUCUUAACGUUUGUUAUCCCUGGUCUUCUUCUUGGACAUUUGUCUGGUUUAAUGGAUAACGGCACAAAGACAACCCUUUUAGGAGUGUGGAUGCUUCUUUUCACGGUUUUUGCAGCUAGAAAGUUUCAGCAGCCCAUCAAGGACGACAUUGGGGACAAAUCUGUUUUCAUGUUCAACGCACUCCCUGAAGAGGAAAAGAACGCUUUGAUCCAGAAACUCGAGAGGCAAAAGGCACAGCAGCAGUUUGAGUAG
Molecule: messenger RNA, 867 nt
Organism: Miscanthus lutarioriparius
Lineage: Eukaryota; Viridiplantae; Streptophyta; Magnoliopsida; Poales; Poaceae
Source: the annotation of a GenBank genome assembly